UUUAAUCGGAGAUGCGGAGAUCGCGCGCAUUUCGCGUCGAGCUCUCGAUAUUCGCGGUUAAGUAUUGCAAGUCUCUUGCACUUGCUUACGCGAAUUUAAUGUCAAAGUUAAUCGAACGUCGCAAGGACGCUCGCAAGCAUAAAGCGCUGGCGAGUUGAAUGGACAUUAGAAUUACUAUGAUCUCACAGCAAAACGUCAAUUGAUGCGCAUGAAUGUGAGGAAAUAUAUGAUAGAGAAAGAGAGAGAGAGAGAGAGAGAGAGCAAAAGAGACAGCAAGCGAAGCGAGCGAGAGUGAGAGAGAAGGAGAGGAGCGCAGAUACUCUGUGGAAAGUCUGAAAGCAAAAUUGCAAAGUACGCGUUCGUCACGCAUCGAGUGUUUGUCACGGCUGGCUGGAAAAAGCGCGUCGUUUUCCAGGGAAAAAUGAGAGCGAUGUCUUCAUGCUCGCAGUGAAACUAUAGGAGGAGAAUCUGACACAACACUCGAGAAGAUAGGAAAUGUACGGCGCCGAGAGGGAAGAGGUAUCUGAAAGUUGGUUACAUACGUAUGAUCUGAGCAGUACUAUGAUUCCCAAUAUAAGUACAGCAAUUGACGAUGAGGAGCAUUUCUGCAAACUCAUUUUAUAUAAGGAAAUUAAAGAUUCAAGAGUACGAAUAUGGGAUGUCAUCAUUCUAAUACCAAAUCUCUUGUUCCUUUUAUUCAUCGCAAUGCGAUUUAAUAGAGCAAGGCUUAAGUUACGUGCAACGAGUAGUCCGAUAUUUUUAGCAUUCUACGGUCUCGUUAUUUGUAACGUAGUUAUAUCAGUGAUACGCUGUAUUGUAUCGAUGUCAGUAAAUGCAGCAGCGACGGUCGGUGGCAAAGCCGACAAAGUUUUAUGGGUCACAGUGAGAUUUUUUCUACUAUCCACCGAGAUGAGUGUAGUUAUAUUUGGCUUAGCAUUUGGCCACUUGGACAGCCGUUCUAGUAUUCGUAGAGUGUUGCUCGCUACAUCAUUUAUAGCGCUGGCAUUUACGAUCACUCAAGGCACAUUGGAAUUAGUUUUGCCAGAUGAUACGUUUCAUAUUCCCAGCCGUGAUUUUUACGUGUUUGGUCACGGCGGUAUGAUGUUUUGGUUUUGCAGCAGUCUCGUUUUUACUACGAUAUACCUCUUCAUAUUAAUACUGCCAUGGACACGGUUACGAGACCGCCUAGCACUUCCUACACGAAAAAGCUUUUACAUUUAUGCCGGAACGCUAGCGACAUUGGAUCUAGUGCAAUCAAUUGGCGCAGGCUUUCUAAACUACACGCAAAAUCCAGUGGGGUUAUGCAUUGUAGACUUUACAGCAGCAGUAUAUUUAAGUCUUUUUACUCCUUUGGUUUAUCAUACAUUCCUAUCGGAAUUCUUUGGGGUUUCACAACCUUCGAUAAUGUUCUCUUAUAAAGCGCAAGUGGACGACGCAAUGGACGAAGACACAGUGUCGUUACCACAUCAACAGAGUUUUUCAUCCUUGAAAACCGACAGCGAUUACAUCUAUCAGGUCCAUACUCCUUCUAUUCACAUACCGCUGUAUGAUUCUCAAGCAUUGAAAUUCUCCAAGCAAGGAGCUUCUCUUUAUUCCUUAACAUCAACUAAAGAUCCGAAAAAUAGCGACUCGAGCACCUUCGGUUCACCAAUUAGGUCAUAUCGCUCGGUAACCGGUAUUAGAAGCUUCGAUAGAGAUUUCAGUACGGAAAAGGAUAUUUCAGAAUUGACUGAUCAUCCUUUGAUUAGAUCUGACGUCUUGUCCGUCACCCAAAAGAGUGUGCCGGAUCUAAGAUUUUCCAGCCCGAAUCGGAAAGCCGUUUCUGUAACGCAUGUUAAGUACAGCGGUCCCAGUAGUGUCUCGAAUUUGCUCUUCUCGCCUGAUACCGCUAGUAACUUUCUCUACAAACCGAAAACAAUCGACAGUAACGUUAAUCUGUAUUCUCAAACGAGAAAAAGUAGCUUAGAAGGUGUAUUGGAUGACGAAACUGUAGAUCACGCGGCUAUAGUUGAGAACAUUCCGCAUGGACAUAGUAAUUUUUCGGAAAUACCUCAAGUUCCAGCGCUAGAAAAUAGCUUACAAUCCAUUUUGGAAAGUGGGACGCACAAAAUUGAAAUGGAGGAUUCCCAAGAAUCUCAAUUAAAGAUAAGCGAUGAUUUAGCGCUCCAAGAGAGCGCUGCUACUGUAAACCCAAGCUAUUUAACGACGCGUUCAGACACUGAAUUCUUCAAAAUCUCAAACGAUAUGUUACCUAGUGUAUCCGAUACUUCGAAUAUAACAAAGCAAUUACUUCCUAGAUCGAAUUCUUCUCGUUCGACCAUUGCUCACAGAAAGAACAAAAAUGAUUCCAAGGAAGGAGAUUCGGGUGGUUUAAGUGAUUAUUUGUUAUCUAUAACAUCUCCAAAAUUCGAGAAACACAAAAAGACACAACAAGAUCCUGAUCCCUCUCAAGAUUCAGAUACAAACUGAAUCUUUGUAAAUAGUUUAUCGCUAAAGUGUCACGUUUCUAUACCUGUACAUUGUGGAUAACUCUUUCAAGUUCUGCAUAUUGACUUAUUAAUAAUUUUAUUAAUUACUAAUAAUUCCCUAUAUAAUACGCAUUAUAACGUAAUGAUGAGAUACCAUUUGAGAGCUUUAUUUAGCUGUAAAUAUAUCUUAGCAUGUUUAGAAAAAUAUCUCUCGUAUAUAAAAUUAAAUGUGUUGAUAUAGUCAAUGCACUUGUUUUCAUUUAUUUACACUAACACCGGGUAAUUUCCCUUGGCAACGAUAUUACUGCUUGUUUACAAAUAAAGUCUUGUAAAUAUUUUCAAGUGUUAUUUCGUGUGCAACGCACUAUUUGCACUGUGCUUCAAUAAUGCAAUAGUACGACGCAAUAUUUUGUUAUUACAUAAUGCUUUGAUGCUCAAUUAUCGCAGAAUUUAAUUUAUUGUUGACGUUAUGUUGUUAGCUUCACGGUAAUUUAAUAAAUAGAUUGGUUAACUGAUUGAUUGGAAGUCUUCCUCGGAAUGCAAAGCGGAAUGUUCUUUCUUCU
Cataglyphis hispanica is the source of this 3031-nucleotide messenger RNA. RefSeq names its product transmembrane protein adipocyte-associated 1 homolog. The transcript has 7 exons. NCBI's taxonomy places the organism in Eukaryota, Metazoa, Arthropoda, Insecta, Hymenoptera, Formicidae. Gene Ontology annotation, cellular component: plasma membrane. Gene Ontology annotation, biological process: G protein-coupled receptor signaling pathway. The record is from RefSeq and is a predicted model, not a curated record. The coding region runs from base 496 to 2469 and encodes 657 amino acids. Gene Ontology annotation, molecular function: G protein-coupled receptor activity.